AUGGCAUCUCGCUUGCCUGAUCUCAGUCUACCUCCGCACCCGAACAACUCUCCCCUGGGCAUCGAAUUCGGCGGCGCUGACCACUUGCAAACGCCGCGAUCGCGCACACAGCGUUGGGUGCAAUUGCCACAGCGUGACGAUCACGCAGAGCGGUGGAGCGACGAAUCUGUCCGAAGCCAGUCUGACGGGGAAGACGGGAGACCAAGAGGGCUGUCGGAGCAUAAGCAACGGCGGCUACGACACAAGGCGCGUGAGGAGAACAGAACUUUGGACCAGCAGAGCUUCUGGGAUACUCUGCGAGAGGGCCGGGAGGAAGACAUGUCGAGUUUGUUUGCAAGUAGAUGGGCGGCGACGCCUGAGCCGGUGGCCGAUCAUCCCUUGAAGCCGCCGGACAGUGCGGAGAAGCAGCAUGUCGAAGAGGACAAAGAGAGCCAGCCAAACGAGUUGUUGUCAUCGCGGAGGGCUGCCACUCCGCCGGCGGAGAAGAAGGAUCCUAUGCAGGCGGUGGGAGAGAGCGUGCACUCCCGCAAGACUUCUGAUGCCGCGCCAAAGGGCGUCAUGGCGUCACGGUGGGCAGAUACGCCAGAGCCUCAGGAGCAGGAGCAGAAUCUGGCAGAGCAGGUCUCGGCAGCGCCGCAGCGUUUAGAGACGCACGAUGCGGACGAAGCGUCAAAGUCAAAGGUACCAGAGUGGCGGCGAGAUGCACCAGCUAUCAAGGCGGACACGGCACGCGAUAGUAUCCCAGACAUUCUGCGUCCAGGCGCUAGAGCUGUGCAAAAGCAGACCUCACCUCAGCCAGAACCUGCGCCUUCACUUGCGGCUGGUUCUGAGCCUGUGGUGUCGCCCAGAAAGCUGGAGCCACCCCGACUAAAGAAGCGAGUGAGUUGGCGGGGAAAGAAUAUUGUGAUUUCCAUUCCUCGUUUCGACUACAGAGUAAUGGGCUUGGUGCAGCCGAUGAGCAGGGAGCAAGUCGAAGAGCGCAUGAAGCACUUCGAGGACGCGGGCUACAAUACCAACGGUUACGAUCUGCUGGACGAGCACAUAGGGAGCGAUGGUCCCGCUCAAGUGAGAGCUAUCUACCCAGAUGAGCGCGAAGCACGGUUCCUACCACCGCGAAACCAAAUCAAGGUCGUGUUACCGGACCUGGAGCGAUGGAAGGCCUACGAGAAUUUCCUUGUGGAGCAGAAGCUGGCUGCAUUGGGAGUUGACUUGGGCUUCGAUGAACCGCCAGCACCUCUGCCACCACAGCAGCAACCGCAUUCAGCUGCACAAGACAUGUCGCGUCAGUCCUCUGCCCAGUAUCCGCCGCUGCCAUUCUCGCCGCCGAUUCCCUCUGCUUCCGCAGGCAGCAUGGGUCGUCCGCCGAUGAUGCGCGGCCACACGCAUACCAUGUCGGUCGCAUCUCCUGCUUCGCCCAUGAAUGGACCAUUUGGGCACAUGCAUCGACAUUCAACUUUUACGGGUGGUCUGGGUCUGCCGCAUUCGUUUUCUCCAGCACUGCAGCAGCUGCCGCAUUCGCCAAACUUUCAGCAGUCACAGCAGCCUUUCUCUCCCAUUCAGCAGAUCCAAAAUCCUUUCAGCCAAGCAGGUCUUCCGCAACAAUUGCAACAGCAGUUUGGCGGCUUACAGGGGCAUGUACAAAGCGGCCUGCCAGGUUUGCCACGAGGUGGAUCGCCAGCGCAGCUUGCCGCCUUGCGAAACGACCUUGGCGCCAUACGCGGACCAGGAUCCCCCUUGAGCCAGCAAGUCCUGUCCGGAACUCAGCAAUACCCUGCACAAUCUCCCGCAGAUUAUAGCAGACAGCUCGUGGACGAUCAGCGUCGCCGGCAACACGUAUACUCGCAAUCCGUGGCCGCACCAUCGAUGCCUAAUUCUUUCUUCUCGCAAGGAUCUAGUGUGCGGCCUACUCCGGCUUUGCCUGAGCUUGCUGAAGAUGACGAGGAAGAUGAAGUUCAAACGUCCGAGCUGCCUGCUUAUGUGCCGCCUCAUAAGCGUGUGCAGGCCAACACUGAGAUUGCUGUUCCCACGCCUCGAGGACACCGCCAUAACAUUAGCGAAGGGCUCGAACGAGAAAUUCUGGAGGCCGAGAAACGACAGAAAGCAGCCAGUCGCGACUGGAUUGAGGUCACCGAGGAGGAGGAAGAAAGGCCGUCAUUCAAUGCCACAUCCCAGCCAAGCGACAAGGAGAAUCAGCCGCCAUCGAAGCCGAUCGAGAAGGACCCAUUAGGAGAUCAGCCUGUGCAAGAGGCACAACACAGUCACAAGCGAAGCACAUCUCGCUUCAACGUCACUGCACCAGCUUUCAACUUUAACCCGGCUGCCGAUUUCAAACCGCAAGCGACAGAAUUCAAGCCGCCGGCGACGUUGGACUUCAACUUCAGCGCACCCACGCCUAUGCAUUCGAGGAUCAACGGGCAGACCACGAAUCACAACAGACAGCGUUCUUUAGGAUCGUUCAACGCCGCCGCACCCGCCUUCAAACCCACCACGUCCGACUUCAGCUUCUCAGCCACGGCGCCCAAGUCGGAGACAGCCAAGUACCCUAUUGGGCAAACUGUAAUUGACGAGCUCCCAAAGAUCUUUGGCAAGAUCGAGAUUCCAGAUAUAGUCAAGCCAGUCCGAAGAAACAAAGCAGUUCCUAUUGUGAAGCCAACUGAGGCGGAUGCUGGACCAGAAGAGGAACACGAGGACGAGGAAGGUCGUGUCGCACAGGGUGAAGCCAAGCGGAGGAACAAAGCACGCGACGACGGGGACUCUGUGCCUCUCUUCGCCGAGCCGACUCCCAUGCCAAGCUUCCCUGUCGUUCUCGAAGCUGACCCUGUGCCUGCCGAGAAAAUCUUGGGCUCCAAUGUGCCGAACCAGAAGACUAUGCCUACGGUGGACGAGGUCGAAGAGGAGGUCGAAGAGGAAGCCAAAGAGACCAUCCCUGAAAUCGGCGAAAAGGGCGCUCAAAUAACUUCAGCGGAAAGCAAGGGAGAACCGAGCUCCGCUGAGCUGGUACAGGAUCCAGACCAUGAAAAGAAGAAACAUGGACACAAGCACUCGACUUCUCUGUCCGCUUUCGCCAAGCCGUUUGACCCUACAGCGAGCUCAUUCAGUCCAACUGCCGCCACGUUCGAUCCGAGAGUCAAAUCUUUUGAUCCCAACGCUGCGAGUUUUGUGUUGCCUGGACCGGAGCCUGAAGCACCUGCGCGUGCACACGAGCGCCUCGAUUCUAUCAGCGAUCUUGAAGAGGGCGAAAUCAGGGAAGAUGACGACGAUGGCUCUCGAGCAGUGUCGCCAGUGCACCAAUAUUCCGCGCAAGACUUUGGUCCGAAACCAACAUUGAUGGGCCCAAGAGACUCUCAAGAGCGGAUCGGCACAGUCACUCAGGCCGAGCCUUCUUUCGAUGAGAUUGACGCAGUUAUGCAGCAUCUCAAUGCCUGGGAGUCGGAACACGAGCCAGAAGCCGCGCAUUUGCCGCAUAGUGCAAUUGAAUCUGAGCGCGAGCCCACACCUGUCCGUCUCCCACCAAAUGCCACCGAAUCCGAGCGUGAGACAAUACCGGCACGCAUGCCAAGUCCUGGUUCUCAUCCAAUGGCUGGUGUCACGUACCUGGCGGAGAGGUACCGCAGCGAUGCGCCAAGUCCGAGCCCGCUUAGGCAAGAGAGUAAUGCGACACCGCAGCUCGAAAGCGACCGGGGUCUCAACGGCUAUGCGCAUGUACGACAACUCAACAAGGCCGAAGAAAUACCCACCAGCGAUUGGUCGGACAUGGUCUCGCCGCCUGAUAUUGCUAAGCUGGAGCAGCGAAGCACAUUCUUCGAUGGCCACAUUGACAAGCUCAUCGGUCGCGCGGUAGAAAGAAGAUUGCUGCCACUCGAAGAGUCACUACGCAGUAUUUCCACGACCAUCUCACGGCGAAACAGAUCAUCUGAGCUAAAACUUGCUCGCAGCUCAUCUAAUGUGGACAGCGACGCUGACGAUGAAGAUGAACUCUCGGAUGAGCUGAAGAACAGACCCAUCUCUCGUGGUAGAGACAAGCGAGUCGACCAGAUCAAGCUCGCAGUCCUAGAAGCUUUGCGCGAACAGAGCCCAAAGCGAUCUCAGCAAGCCAUCGACAUCGCGGACCUACAUUCUGUCCUGGCUGAUAUGAAAGUUUCAUUCGCACGAGCUGCGUCAUCGAGCCUAGAGUUGGACGACAUCCGAGCCGUUGUAGAAGCCACGAUGUCCAGUCAAAGCCAGGCUGUAGUGCCGCACGAGAGCCAAGAACAUAGGCGACAGCUAUCUGAACUCGAGGGUCGCCUCAAUGAGACACUAGCUGGCGCUCUCGAAGAAGCAAAUCAAAGGCGCGCAAUUGAGGAGCAGGAGAAGGAAGCCAAGAGACAACUACGCCUCGCGGAGGAAGAGAUACAGCUAUUACGAGCCGCCGCUCGCGACGACGAAGCCAAGGUUCGAGCCAUGGAGAAAGAGCGUGAGGACCUGCUUGAUCGUUUUGACCGUGUUGACGAAGCCCGCCGGAAAGCUGAGGAGAGGUUCUCUGAUACAGAGGCAGAAAAAGAAGCACUGCAGGCCACGCUGGAGGAGUACCGCACAUCCAGCCACAAAUGGCGAGCAGACAUUGACGAAGGCAAACGCGUGCGUGAAGAGCUGGAAAGCACAAUCGCAAUGCUCACGCGUCAAGCAGAGGACUAUGAAGAAUCUACCGUCGGCAUGAAGAGGCGCCUAGAGAAGUUGCAUACUGAUAUGUCCGCUGCAGCAGGUCAGCUUUCCAGUGAGAAGGCCAUGUGGAAGUCCAGGGAAGAGGACUACAGGAGCAGAAUCGAGACAUUGGAGCACCAAAACCUCAUUGGUGCUCGUGAGCGCGCACAGCUCGAAGAUGAAUUGCGUAUUGUGCGUGCUGCUGCUAUCGAGGCUGCAGAGACGCGCAACACCGUGGAUCACGUACGUGCAUCAAACAACUCACUGGAGGAGAUGCUACGCAAAUUGCAGGGCGAGCUCUCAGAGCAGCAGGCCAUCACUGCGCGCUACGAGCGUCAGUUCUACGACGCACAAGAGUCUGGUCGCGCCGAGGUCCAUCGAACUCGCAUGGCUUACGAAGCUGAGGUCGAAGCUGCCAAUCAUCAGGUGAACGUGGUGCGCGCGGAGCUUGAAGCGGAGCUGAGCAAGACGCGUGCGGAGCUUGAGAAUGCCAAGAUGGAGAUUGAGACCAUGAAAGAGAGGCAUGAGCAUCUGCUUGAACAAGAGGACAGAGAGCGCAGAGAAGCGCUGCGAAAGGUCAAUGCCGAUAACAGUCGGGCUUUGGAUGAUGCACGACACAAGUACGAGUCGGGCAUCCAAGAGCUCACAGCACAGCAUUCCCGAGCUCUGAGGCAUGCUCUGGAAGACAAGGAUCGUGUUGAAUCGUUGCUCAAUGAACGACUGGCCUUGGCGAAUGCCCGAGCGCAGCACUAUCAAGAGCGCUGCAGCCAUCUUGAGGAAAGGGUCGAGGUGGUGCAGGAUGCCGCAAGAGCGGCAGCGCAGCAAGCAAAGGCUUCUAAAGCGGCGUCUGCGCCUGCACUGGCGAGUUCCGCUCGGUCGUCGGCCGGCUUGCCCGAGAAGAUCUCACCGCAGGCAUUGCGCGAGACGAUUCUCGUGCUUCAAGAGCAGCUGCAAGAACGAGAGACGCGCAUCGAACGACUGGAAGCUGACUUGGAAGAGGAGGGCGUGCAGAAGGUCAAGGCUCGCGACGCUGAAAUUGCUUGGCUGCGCGAGCUUCUUUCAGUGCGCGGAGACGAGCUCCACGAGCUUGCAAACACGCUUCAGAAGCCAAACUUCGACCGUCGUCGCGUCCAAGACAUCGCCAUCCGCAUACGCACGAAUUUGCAGAUGGAACACGAGGAGAAGGAACGUUUCGGGCGCAACUCGAACCAGUCCGUGACCGGGCAGGCCACGGCCUUGCUGUCCAGUUUCGCGACCCCACAAGCCGCGAAAUUGACCUCUGCCUUUGGCAAAUGGCGUGCGUCCAUGGAAAGCUCUGCGUUGAAGAAUGCCCCGCGCGCUCCUGCCUCACGAUCCGGCACACCAUCUAAGGCAACCGCUCCUUCCCUCCCCUCCCUCCCGAAGGCUUUCCAAUCUGGGCUGAUGACGCCACCGGCCAGCAACAUCAGAAGUUCACCUGAUCCUUCAGCCAUGCACACCCUACCGCCGCCAAGACUACAUACCCGCACUGGGUCGAACGGAUCCAAGAUGAGCACCGUGACAGACCGCCCUCGCAGCAGUCGCAGUCAGGCCAGCGCCGGCAGCGAGAGGCCUCGCAGCCUUCGCACGGGAUCUAGCACCUCUAAUGGCCCACGCACCCCUCUUUUCCGCGAGCAAAGCUACGAUCGUGACGCGGAAGAAGGAGACGCGCCAGAGCUCAAUCUUCAGCACUUGGAAGAUGAUGAUACCCUGGAUGACAUAGACGAGUCCGGCGAGGCGCCACCUGGAUUCCGAGCACCGAAGAGUCUCGAAGAGGAGAUGGGUGAGCCAAGUCCGAUCACCCCUGAAGCCCUGGCAUGACUACGUCCCCGAAAAAAGAGCGUUGUGCUUGAGUUUGCACAGACUCUGAGGCGCAUGGCUUCUGACGAGCACACAGAUUCCUCGUUGGUCGAGCGGCCGGCGGCCACAGACCGCAACAACGUUUCGAGGAUCACUACGCCACGAUCUUCUGCUUCACGAAACAGCCCCAAACCGAGAGUGACAGAGUCAUCUCCAAUAGAAGUCUCUACGACGGAUCCCAACGUGUUCCAACGACAUCCGAUGUUCAGGGGCGGCCAAUUUUCUUUUGUUAACGAAUGAGUGCUUCGCGCUCGAUGGAGGAGAGAAGAGCGACAGCUAAACCACCCUCGAUCUUUGAUUGAUAUCCGGCAUUUGAGGUGGAUUUCCUACCAGUUGGCCCAAAGAUACCCCGUGCGAUCUCAUCUAUUAUUGCUGCUGCUGUUGUUGCAUUUUGCGAUAUACCCAGACUGGAACCAUAACUCUUGAAGAUAGUUGAAAAGUAAUAGGAGGAUGUGGCAGUACAUAUGAGAAUGCAAGUGUUCGAUCU
Molecule: messenger RNA, 7045 nt
Organism: Pseudocercospora fijiensis CIRAD86
Lineage: Eukaryota; Fungi; Ascomycota; Dothideomycetes; Mycosphaerellales; Mycosphaerellaceae
Exons: 2
Coding region: 1-6519 (2172 amino acids)
Cellular component (GO): cytoskeleton
Source: RefSeq, a predicted model, not a curated record